AUGGCUCUUGAUCCUUCAUCUCGCAGUUGGAUACACGAUGUCUUCCCAAGCUUCCACGGAGCAGAUGUUCGCAAAGCCUUUCUCAGCCACGUUUUCAAGGAGUUCAAAGCAAAAGGAAUCGAUAUAUUCAUUGAUAAUGAUGUCCCAAGGAACAAACCGAUCGGUCAAGAACUCGUAGAAGCUAUUAAAGGGUCGAGAAUCCUGAUCGUCUUGCUCUCGAAGAACUACGCUUCUUCGACAUGGUGCCUAAAUGAAUUGGUGGAGAUUAUGAAUUGUAGUAAAGAGCUUGGUCAAACGGUGAUGACCAUUUUCUAUAAAGUGGAUCCAACUAAUGUAAAGAAACAAACCGGAAAAUUUGGAAAGGUCUUCGAAGAAACUUGUAAGGGUAAACCAGAAGAGGACAUUAGGACAUGGAGACAUGUUUUGGCUGAAGUGGCAAUAAUUGCUGGUUACCAUUCAAGCAACUGGUGUAACGAAGCCGACAUGAUCGAUAAUAUUGCGACUGAUGUUUCAAAUGCACUAAAUAAUCGUAUCCCAUCAAACUACUUUGAAGACUUAGUUGGGGUUGAAGCUCACAUGCAAAAGAUGUUGUCUUUGCUAUGCCUAGAAUGUGAUGAAGUGAGAAUGGUAGGGGUUUGGGGUCCUGCGGGUAUUGGUAAGACGACCAUCGUUAGAGCCUUAUAUGAAACUCUUCGUAGUAAGUUCACUCAUACUGCAUUCAUGGUGAGUAUAAAAGGAGUCUAUACAGUACAUGGCCGCGACAACUUUGCUCUUAUGUUGCAAUUACAGGAACAACUUUUAUCUCAGACCUUAAAUCAAAAGGAUUUGAAGAUACGUCACUUAGGUGUUGCACCGGAAAGGUUGAAAGAUAAGAGAGUGCUUAUCGUUCUUGAUGAUGUGGAUCGGUUGCUACAAUUAGAUGCUAUGGCGAAAAAAACUCAAUGGUUUGGUACUGGAAGUCGGAUUAUCAUAACAACUCAGGACUACAAUCUCUUAAAGGCACAUAGGAUCAAUCAUAUUUACAAGAUGGAUUAUCCAAUUGAUGAAGAGGCACUUCAAAUCUUCUGCUUGCAUGCUUUUGGCCAAAAGUCCAUUAAAGAUGGUUUCGAGGAGCUUGCCUUGGAAGUUACAAAACUUUCCGGGAAGCUCCCCUUGGGAUUAAGUGUAAUGGGCUCCUAUUUCCGAGGAAUGUCCAAGCAAGAGUGGAUAGAUGCACUACCAAGGUUAAAAGCUAGGCUUCACCAAGAUAUUCAUAGUAUUUUAAGAUUCAGUUAUGACGCAUUAUGCGAUGAAGAUAAAGCUUUAUUUCAUUAUAUAGCUUGCUUUUUCAGCCAUAAAAGUAUCCAAACACUUGAAGAUUUUCUUGCGUAUACAUUUUUGGACUUGAGUCAUGGGCUUAACAUAUUAGCUGAGAAAUCUCUCAUAUCUCGGGAAUAUGGAUUUAUAAAGAUGCCUAGUCUUGUAGUACAACUAGGUAGAGAAAUUGUUCGAAACCAAUCUGUUCAAAAACCUGGAAGACGCCAAUUUUUGGUUGAUGCUAGAGAGAUAUGUGAAGUACUCACCAAGAAAACUGGUAGUAAAAGUCUUGUAGGUAUGAAUCUCGACUUAUCUGAAAUCAACGGUGAUUUUGAUAUAAGCAAAAGAUGCUUCGAGAGAAUGUCCAAUCUCCAAUUCUUAAGAUUCUACGGAAAAGUUGAUGAUUAUAAUGGUUGUAGAUUGCACUCUCCACAAAGUCUGAAAUAUCUAUCUCCAAAGCUUCGUUUACUACAUUGGGAAUAUUUUCCAAUGACAUGUUUACCUUCUAGUUUCAAUGCAUUUUUCCUUGUCGAGCUAAACAUGCGUUACAGCAAACUUAAGAAGCUGUGGGAAGGAGUUCAACCUCUUCAAAAUCUCAAGUGGGUGGAUUUGAGUUAUUCCAAGAACCUUAAGAAGCUUCCUGAUCUGUCUUUUGCCACUAAUCUCUUGAGUUUAGAUAUCAGUCACUGCUCAAAGUUGUUGGAGCUACCAUCUUCAAUUGGAAAUGCAAUUAGUAUGUUGAUUUUGAAUAUCGAACAUUGCACAAGCUUGCUGACUAUCCCUACCUCUAUUGGAAAUAUUCCUAAUCUCAAGAUAUUUCUUGUUGAGUGUUCAAGUCUGGUGCAACUCCCCUCUUGUAUUUGGAAUAUCACUAAUCUCAACACAUUUAAUCUCGACAAUUUCUCUAGUUCCAACGAGGACCCUUUGAUGUGGAUUUCCAGGAUUUAGAUCUCAGUGGAUGCUCAAGUUUAACAAAGCUUCCCUCUAUAGAUAAUGCCGCUAAUCUCCAGCAGCGAAAUCUUAAGGGAUACUCAGUUUCUGCGGGAUUGUCCUCCUCUAUUGGGAAUGUCACUAAUCUCAAGAAAUUAAAUCUCAGCAACUGCUCAAGUCUUGUGGAGCUCCCUACCUCUAUUGAGAAUGCUACUUAUCUCCACGAACUGAAUCUCACUGGAUGUUCAAGUUUGAUGGAGCUCAUCUUCUCGAUUAGGAAUGCCACAAAUUUCAAGUACUUGUCUGUCAUUGGAUGCGCAUCUCUGAUGGGGUUCUCUUUCUAUUCUAUCGAGUGUAACUUCCAGGAAUUGGUGAAUUGUGUCAAAAGAAGACAAGAAUGGGUGAAAGAAAAUUUAAAUAGUUCUCUUCCUCCAGUGGGAAUGUCACCAAUGCCCAAGUCUCGUAAAUUUUGGAGAUCAGAAGAGUACUCAAAGCUAAAGGCUCUUCCACCCAAGCUCGACGUGGAAUCUAACUUUCUUUCGUGUAGAAAAUCAGAUAAUGGAUCAUCAUACCAAGAAGAAAAACAUGUAUCUUGAAGUAUCACCUACUAAAAGGUAUAUAAGUCAAGUCUUCAAAAUAGUUGUCUUCCAUAUCUGUCCAACGGCUCCUUAUAAAUGCUUUUCCUUUGUCUCUCUGAACAAGUCCGAGUAUAAACAACACAUUUAUAA
Capsella rubella is the source of this 2954-nucleotide messenger RNA. Its product is annotated as disease resistance protein TAO1-like. The record is from RefSeq and is a predicted model, not a curated record. Lineage: Eukaryota; Viridiplantae; Streptophyta; Magnoliopsida; Brassicales; Brassicaceae. The transcript is spliced from 4 exons. The coding region runs from base 1 to 2244 and encodes 747 amino acids. Gene Ontology annotation, biological process: defense response; signal transduction. Gene Ontology annotation, molecular function: ATP hydrolysis activity; ADP binding.